CGCAUCCGGCCGCCAUCUUUUCCCGUCCCGUCCAAACCAUGUGCUUUAGCGCACUAGACGCAACGGCUCCAACCGCACCGCAGCAGCAACGGACUUGUUCAGCAUGGCUUCCUCACCGGCACUUCCACUGUACGCGAGCCGCUAUCCAACGCCGAAUGGGUACCCGCAGAUCAACGGGGAGGUCGACGCGCCGCUCGACUUUCGCAAGGUGGAAUCAUUACGCAGGAACAGCACCGACACCGGCAUCAUGGACCAGCAAUACUGUCUGCGCUGGAACAAUCAUCAGUCUAAUUUAACCACCGUGCUCACCACGCUGCUGCAAGAUGAGAAACUGUGCGACGUCACGCUGGCCUGCGACAAAGGAAUCGUUAAAGCACACCAAGCCAUUCUGUCCGCUUGCAGUCCGUACUUCGAGCAGAUAUUCGUCGAGAACAAGCAUCCGCAUCCGAUCAUCUACCUGCGGGAUGUGGAGGUGAACGAGAUGCGCGCCCUGCUCGACUUUAUGUACCAGGGCGAGGUGAACGUGGGCCAGCACAAUUUGCAAAACUUUCUCAAAACGGCCGAAAGUCUCAAGGUACGAGGACUAACCGAAAGUAGCGCUGACCGGUACUCGGCCGACGCGGACAAGCUACGCUCGGAGCGGAUCCGGGACUCACGGGAUGAGCGCGACGCCCUAACGCUACCAAACGCGUCCAACAACAAUAACAACACGAUCAGCAGUAACAACAACUCCCUGCAUCAUGGGCCGCUGCGCGACAAAGAGCUUAGCGAGCACGACCAGCUGGAGCGGCUCCAGCAGCAGCAGCACCAGCAAACGCACCAACAGCAGCAACAGCAGCAGCAGCAACAACACCAGCAGCAACAACACCAGCAGCAGCAACAGCAGCAACCGUCGCAUCAGCAAACGACGCAUCCAACGCACCACCACCAUCAUCACCAGCACGGCGGUUCCGGUGCAACGGUACAGCAACAGCAACCCUCCCGGAGUGCGAGCAUCGAUCUGAUGCAGUCCGCCCUGGUGGACGAUCGCGACUACCUGCCCGCGGAGGAUCGCGAAAUUAGCACGGUAGAGAAUAAGAAGAAACGUAAAAUGUCCACCACCUGUGAUAACUCUUCGCCCUCGACGCCCUCCCUGAUGAACGAACGGCAAGGAGGAUAUGAAUCACAGGCAUCGUCACACAGUAGCUUCAAGCAGAGUCCCAAACCGGACGACGAGUUCAAGGUGAGCUCACCGGCACCGGUACAUCCGCUGGCGGGCCAUCCGCUGAGCGGCAUCAAGCAGGAGCUGCCCGAACUACCAGUGCGCCAUUCGCUGUCCUCCGACCUGAUGCAGCCCCUCAAGUUGCCGCUGUAUGCCGACGAGAUGUCUGCGAGUAUCGGGCUCGAACCGCACGCGCACCUCAACCAUCUGCGCCACAAGUCGAAACAUCCCAUACCGAUCAAUCUGAAUGCGGACGAUAUGAACAACAUCCUAGCGCCCGGCAACAUGGCGUCGCUCAACGAGAGCGGUGACAGUGAUGCGCAUCUGUCACAUCCGGAUCAUCCAGACAAUAUCGAUGGUGACCGUAUGUUGCGUCUAGCGAUGGCGUCACGUCACCAUCAUCAUCGUGCCGGUUUGCAUCAUCACGAUCUUGCUUCAGGAGUGGUUGUGAAUGCCGUUUUGGCAGCAGGAGGAGGAGGUGGAGGAGGAGGCUGCGUUAAUGGGAGCCGUGCAGGUGGCGCAGGUGGAGGAGGUGGAAUUAGUGAUGGUGCAGAGUAUGAAGGUGGAGGAAGAGGAGGAGGGUCAGGAUUAGGGAGUAGAGCAGGUGGUUCAGUGGUAGGGUCGGAGAAGCAGCAGAACCGCAGCAACCACCACCGGACCGAUACGGCGGACUGCGUAGCCGGUGGCGGAACAGGCGGUGUAGGAGGUGGUGGACUCGGGUGUGACGGCGCUGCCGCCACUAUGCUUGGCUUCAGUGCCGUCCCACUACCGCUCGGUGGUAGCCUCGUGGAGUCCCUUGUCGAACAUCACCGGCUAGCAGCGAGCCUAAGCGCAGGAGGAGGAGGAGGAGGAGGAGGAGUAUCAGGCUCUGGUGGUGGAGGAGCAGGAGGUGGAGGAACAGGAGGUGCAGGUAGCGGAGUUGCAGUUGGUGGAGGUAUCGCGAACGGGUCCCAGUACGGUGGGGGACAUCACCUUUCCCAUCACCACAACACCACCACCCACCAUCAUCAGCACCACCAGCAUCCGUCGCACGCACCGCACCAUCAUCCUCUGCAGCAGCACAACCACGCUGCCGGCGGCAGUGCCUUUAACAGUGCCAGCGAUGCACGCGCGGGUGUGGCGGUGGCGGCGGCAGCAGCGGCAGCGGCGGCCGCAGCAGCAGCGGCCGCACUCAAUACCAGUGGCGUCCAGCCGGAUGGUAGCAAUCGGGGCAGUAAACCAUCCCUCAUGUCCACGACCCCACCGACACCGGCGUCCCUGUCGUCGUCGUCAUCGUCCUCGUCCUCCGCGUCAUCGGCUUCCCUGUGCGGCGGUAAUGGUGGCGCUGGUGGUGGUGGUGGUGGUGGCGGCGUCCCACCACCCGGAAGUUUUCUCGUGGCGGGUGAACCCUGCGAUGGGCCGGUAGCGAUGGGUGCGGGAGGGGUGGUAGGUAGUGGACCUCCCGGUAGUGCACUUCGCAGCAGUGGAGGUGGUGGGGGCACGGGAGGUGGCGCCACCGGUGGUGGUGGAUCGAGUACGACGCGGCGCGAUCACAACAUCGACUACUCCUCACUGUUCAUACAGCUGACCGGCACCUUUCCGACGCUGUACAGCUGCGUCAGCUGUCACAAGACCGUCUCGAACCGCUGGCACCACGCCAACAUCCACCGGCCCCAGAGCCACGAGUGUCCGGUGUGCGGACAGAAGUUUACCCGGCGCGACAAUAUGAAGGCACACUGCAAGGUGAAGCACCCGGAGCUGAGGGACCGCUUCUACAACCACAUCGUACACAUGUGA
Anopheles marshallii is the source of this 2977-nucleotide messenger RNA. RefSeq lists its product as uncharacterized. Gene Ontology annotation, cellular component: nucleus. NCBI's taxonomy places the organism in Eukaryota, Metazoa, Arthropoda, Insecta, Diptera, Culicidae. The transcript is spliced from 9 exons. Gene Ontology annotation, biological process: regulation of transcription by RNA polymerase II. Gene Ontology annotation, molecular function: protein binding. The coding region runs from base 104 to 2977 and encodes 957 amino acids. The record is from RefSeq and is a predicted model, not a curated record.